Messenger RNA from Macroventuria anomochaeta, 2318 nucleotides. RefSeq lists its product as uncharacterized. The coding region runs from base 121 to 1998 and encodes 625 amino acids. The record is from RefSeq and is a predicted model, not a curated record. NCBI's taxonomy places the organism in Eukaryota, Fungi, Ascomycota, Dothideomycetes, Pleosporales, Didymellaceae. The transcript has a single exon.
CGGCCAGAUUCUUCUCUUCAACUUUACAUCCAUUGCUUUCUUGACCUGGUGUCUGGGUUGGCAACCCUACAGUUGUCCAUUCUUUGACCUCUUGCUUUCGUCUCAAGUCGCACCAGCACAAUGGCUCAUGCGGAAGCCACGGCAAAUCGCAAGAUCGUAUCACUGAUCUUGCAUCAUCUUGCGGAUAUAAGCGACAGAUAUCGUCACCAGAGAAGCCUGGAGUACCCCGUGGAGCUUCUGGAAGUUCGACAUUCGUUAUUGCCGGCCACGUUGGUUAAUCGCCUCUGGGCGGACGCAGCAACCUCCAUCAUCUGGAAGCAGAAUCCUAGUCUCUUGGCACUCAGAUGGAUGCAACAUGACCGACGGCAGCUGUACGCAAGCAAAGUUGAGCAGCUGCAACUCUCCGACCCACAAGACGAAAGCGACGAUGACUACGAGUACCUCAAAGAACUCGUAUGGCCAAGAUUGAAGAGCUUGGAGGUAGAUCUUGAUUGGCAAUCAUAUCAACAUCAUCUUCGAGGCCUGUUACACGCAAAAAUGGAAAGUCUGACAGUGACUGGUACGCAAUCUGGAGGCUCAGCAUACGUUACGCAGGUGACACUGCCAGCGUUACUCGGUCCUUGCCGGAAGCUGAAGCGUAUACAAUUUGGACCUGAUACGUUCAGCCCUCAGGAUCCUAUCCACGCCAAUGUCCUUGCAUACCACUUCGAUUCCCUGCCAUGUUUGGAAGAAGUCGACGUCUUGAUGAGCAGCAUCGUCGGCAAAGACUUUCUAUUCGGUCAUCUUAGCAAACGUCCUGGCUUAAAGUCCCUGGCUAUAGAUCUUGACCCUGGGUUGAGGCUACUGCCUCUGUUCUCAGGCCCAAAUGCCCUGCACAAACCAUUUCCUACUCUCGAGCGUCUGCAGAUCGUGUGCGAUCCAGAAAUUGCGCUUGCCCUUCCCAUCCACCUCUUCGCUUUGAGGGAAUUGCGGCUUGCUGUCGAACGUCAACCGAGUGGAGAAAUUCGCCUGUCCGAUCUCAGCAUUUUGGAUGAUGUUGCGACUUCGCUUCUUGCCUGUCCGAAUCUGGAGUUACUGGAGGUCAAUGUCGGCAAUCUCGCUAUGGGCUUCCCUACUGCACAGUUGAACCUGCCAGUGAGCGGUGCAGCUUUAGUCAAGCUGGCUGCUUGCUGUCCGAGACUGCGAAGUAUCGAUCUCGCAGCCCUCGAUCCUUCUUCUAUUGACGGCUCAGGCAUAUCCAGUAUACACUUCGAAGACUUCUGCAAAGGGUUACCAAAUCUUGAGGAACUGAGCUUGAAGUUGCACCCAACUACGGCGACGAUACUGCAAACGACUGCUCUACCGAGUCUAGCACAGCACUGUCCGAAGCUCGAAGUCCUGCGUAUGGGCAUUCCCUUGCAGCUUCCCAACUUGCCCUUGUAUGGUGGAGUAUCCCAACCGGUCACUCCUGGUAGCGACAUCAUCACACCCCCUCAGACCAAACACGAUCAAAGACCAGACUCGCACCAGGCCAUGUCGAGUACCAUCAAGCUAGUCGCAGCCAUCGACACGCCUUCCGCAACUCCUCCCACAGCUUCGAUCCCAUUAUUCCCCAGCCUCAAGAAUAUCUCUUUCGCCCGACCAGAAACUCUUCUUAGCAAAGGAUCCACCAUCACCCUCUCCGCCGAAGAGGACCUGAUCCACGCUUGGGCGCAAUCCUUCUUCACGCACUUCCCUCUUCUCGAACAACUCGAAGCGUGGGGUGAUUCCACUGGGCGCGACAACCGCUCCAUAUCAUACGUUCUCCCAAUGGAAGAUAUUCUGGAAGCAACAUGGGAAUUCUUGAGCGGUGUCGAGCAGUCGCUCUGGCAAGACGGAGAUGAGGAGGAAGAGGCAGAUGUGUUUAGUCCGGCUUCGUUCGGCCAGGAUGCGUACGUGCUUAGUCCGGGUCCUUUCGAAAGGUUGGUGGUGAGCGAUUGGGAGAUGGCGAGUGGGAUGGACGAGUUUCGUGUGCGGUGAGAGCAACCGAGGAGAGCGCAGAUCAAGACUGUCAAAGAAGAGCGCAGCCUGGAGGCAGUCAGUAUGUUCUCGAGGACCAGUGGAAAAACCUCAGACAAGCUUUUUGGCUUCCUGUACUUACGCAAGCUGAAGUCCUACCGCCUCCGCCAGUUAUGCGUCCUCCAGUACCAUCAUUUCACCGCUUCGCGCAGUGUCUGGCUUACUUUGGCGCACACAGCCAGCCGCCGCCAGGCCACGGCUUCUUCCUCAUCGUCCUAGAUAUUGGCUUCAAAGCAUGGUGCGGGCGGCGCACUCGCAGGACGAUCGACUCGGGAUGAGUA